AGUCCGGCAAGCUUUCGGCUUCAGAUUUUGCCAUCAAGGCUGAUGGGGCCCCAAGCAAGAUCGACGGCAAUGAGACGUUCGUCUCAGCAGGAGGCUGGGAUUGGCGGUCGAACACAGCGGCUGCAAAGGAGCAACGCCACAAUCAGUUCGUGGCUGUGGUUGUUCAUGUCCGGAAGAAAGGAGGCCUUGUGGGUUCAAGGAGAGACCUAUCAACUGUAUUUCACUUUCCGCUAGAGAGUGGCACUCCACUUGGUUUUGUUCAACCUAAGUACCCUAUAGCCUAUACAUCUCGAUGCUCCAUAUUCUGCCAUAGCUAGGUGCGGGUGGUGGGUCUGCUUCUGCAGGAUGAGGAUACUUGAUGCUGUGCCCUUGUCUAUCAACUACCUUGGAAUAGAUCAGAAUAUGUAAAAAUCUUUGGAGUUUAGAACGCAAUAACGCAAUCAUCCAAAGAAAUAAUUGGACAUGAUUUUCCCUGACAUGCAAGUCUGGUCAAUGACUUUUUGCUUUGUUUCCAAAGAUCCCCCGCCAAGUGGUCCGGACUGACCACAGGCUCUCAGGAGGCGAUGGUCCCCAUUGAUGCUUUUAGGCUUCGCUUUCGCGGUCAAAGCUUCGCAAGACCUCAGUCCUAUUCGGCAAGACUUUGAGAGCACGUGGCUAUGUGGACAAGCGAGUGGAUCAAUCAGAUGGCCCGCACGUGAAGAGUGUUCCAACAUGCCUAUGAGGGCAAAAGCAGUGGGAGGACCCAAGCGAAAAGAUACAAAGAAGCAAGCUCAAGUUCAGAAAGAACGAAAAAAGAAGGACGAUGUGAUAGAGCUGGAAGGGAACGUGGUUGCACAUUCGCACAACAAUUUCAAGGUGCUGCUCACUAAUGGUGCCGAGGUACAAUGUACACUCGCUGGCAAGCUUCGAAUGAACAACAUUAAGGUAAUGGAAGGAGAUGCCGUGACUGUGGAGAUGUCACCGUUCGACCUCACCAGAGGUCGGAUUGUAUUUCGUACGAUCAAGAUGCCUGGUGAGUAGCCAGCAAGGUCAGACGAUCAUCAGAUUGCCUUUGGUGAGAACUCGUGCUUUGGUUUUCCGGCCUGGAAACUUGCCAGGGCAUGCACGUGAAGUUUUCUUUCCGGGAUAAAAAUGCGGCUUCUCAUACAGAACUGGCAUGGUGCAUAUUGCAUUGCCAAGACCUACGACUCACCCUUUCAAGCUACUACAAGCGACUUCAAAAAAA
Cladocopium goreaui is the source of this 1225-nucleotide messenger RNA. The record is from the annotation of a GenBank genome assembly. NCBI's taxonomy places the organism in Eukaryota, Dinophyceae, Suessiales, Symbiodiniaceae.